This is a messenger RNA of Oryza brachyantha (malo sina), 882 nucleotides long. RefSeq names its product PITH domain-containing protein At3g04780. Bases 40 to 615 code for a protein of 191 amino acids. NCBI's taxonomy places the organism in Eukaryota, Viridiplantae, Streptophyta, Magnoliopsida, Poales, Poaceae. The record is from RefSeq and is a predicted model, not a curated record. The transcript is spliced from 7 exons.
CACCAGCCGCAAGGAUCUCACGGGUCGGAGUCUCGCGCCAUGGCUGCCACCAACGCCCCCGCCGCCGCUGCCGCCGCCCCAGCUCCCGCCGUCCCGGCGACGCCGGUGCCGCGCGGGCAGGUGGAUCUGGUUGACUUCAUCGACUGGAGCAGCGUCGAGUGUCUCAACCAGGACCCCUCCCACAGCAUCGUUAACGCGCUCAAGCAGGGUUACAGGGAUGACGAUGGGUUGUAUGUGGCCAGUGAUUCGGACGAGCAGCUGCUUAUCCACAUCCCCUUCAUGCAGGUGGUUAAGCUGCAUUCCGCCCUAUUCAAAGGCCCCGAGGAAGACGGCCCAAAAACAAUUAAACUCUUCUCCAAUAAAGAGCAUAUGGGUUUCAGCAAUGUCAAUGACUAUCCACCAAGUGACAGUCUUGACCUGUCUUCCAAUCAUUUAGCAGAGAGUAAGCCUGUGCAGCUUAAGUAUGUCAAGUUCCAGAAUGUUCGCAGCUUGACUAUAUUUAUUGAGGACAACCAAAGCGGAAGUGAUGUCUCAAAAAUUCAAAAGAUUGCGCUGUAUGGAACAACUGUGGACACCACAAACAUGAAGGACCUGAAGAAGAUAGAAGAGCAUUAAGUCCAUACAAAGUUAGCAUGUUCCAGUGGGUGUACGGCACAAAAAACAGUAAACAGUUGAAUUUCUAGUUGAUCUUGGCAACUUUGCGCCCCCAUUUUAUACGUGAGGAAUUUGAGAGCCGAAGGAUCUGGUGGAGAUGCCAAUGCAUUUGCCUCUUGGCCUCCUCGAGCUUUACUCUGUACUGCUGCUUAUGGCUUGAUGUGGCCAGCGAAUUACCAUGUUUUCCUCUUCAGAAAUUCAUAUUUGGAGUUGUGGUACUUCUUGACC